UACCUGAAGGGGCUUCAGGAAUGCUGGAGAGGGACUUUGGACAAGGGCUGAGAGUGCUAUGGCAAGGGGCUAUGGCUUUGACCUGGGAGAGGGGAGAAUAAGCCUGAAGGGGAGGAAGAAAUUCUUGAGAGUGAGGGAAAAGGUUGCCCAGGGAAGUUGUGGAUACCCCCUCCCUGGAGGUAUUCAAGGCCACCUGCAUGAAGCCUUGAGCAACCUGGGCUAGUGGGAGAUGUCCCUGCCCAUGGCAGGAGGUUGGAGCUGGAAAAUCUUUCUUGUCCCUUCCACCCCAAGCCAUUCUGUGAUUCUGUGACACUGAAUUUGUUUCACGUUUUCCUAGGAGUUCAGAUACUGUGACGUUUUUGAGUCACUCCUCACUGUGCUGGGUGGAGGUGCCCUCAACGCCAAGAACCAUCUGGUGAAAAAGGGAACAGAGGCAGGAUUCACUUCCCAGUCAGAAAUACAGCAACUCUGCAGCUCAGCCCGGCUGCCCCCUGGAGGAUGCUCACUUGAACUGCUGCUGGACGUCGCAGAGCCGUCGAGGCAAGGUGCCCGAUGGCCCUGGGGUGUGUGGGAUUAUCGCCAGGGUCAGGCGCUCGGCGGCCUCAAGGGCUGUAGGACAUCAGGGACGCCUAGGGGAGAUGCCUACCAUUCCAGGGGAUCAGGAGACGAGGAACAUCGAAGGAAGAUGCCCUGCGUUGCCGGGAAGUGUGGUGAGUAGACCGGCAAGGGCAGGUGCCCAGCAAUGCGGGGGCUGGCUGAGAGGCGGGGUGCCGAAGGAAGAGGCACACCGGUGCCGGGGGUGCAGAGGAUGCUGGACGUCGAGGGAAGAUGCCCGACAUUGCCGGGGGCGGCGGGCGUGCGAUGCGAUGUGCGCGCAGCCUCCUCCCCCGGUGUCGGACGAGCACUUAUAUAUGCUUGCGAGGACCGCCCGGCGCCGCCGAGUUUCGGUGUCCCGGGAUGGAGCAAGACUCCUUCUCCUCUGAUCUCAACCUCUCCGCCCCUGGCUCCCCCCCGUCCUUUCCCGGCCCGCGGGCCGCUUGGGCGGGUUCCGUCCUGUUGCUGGCGGUGCUGGGGAAUGGGCUGGUGCUGCGGGGGCUGUGCGGAGUCCGGCCCAGCCGGCGGCGGGACCUGCUUCUAGGGCACCUGGCGCUGGCCGACCUGGCGGGCUGCGGGCUGGCGCUGCUGCCGCGGCUGGCGGCCGAAGGGCUGCUCGCAGGGGCCGCCGCCGCUUCUCCUCCGAACCCCGGCGUCUGCCGCCUCCUGCCGGUGCUGCAGCGCUGCGGGCCGCUGGCCUCGGCUCACGGGCUGGUACUGCUGGCGCUGGAGCGCCACCGGCCGAGGCUGCCCGCCCGAGGUCUGGCCGCGCUGGGCUGGCUGCUGGCCCCGCUUCUCGCCUUGCCCCAGGCAUUCGCCUUCCGACUGGCCUCUCGUCAAGGCGGGACCCGCUGCCGCAGCGUCUUCGAGGAGCUGCCGCGCUGGCACGGUGUGGCCUUCGCCGUCUACGGGGCGGCCACCGCCUUCCUGGCCCCCGCCGGGCUGCUGGGCUGGACCUGCGCCCGCAGUCUGACCGCCCUCGGGGCCGCCCGGAGGCGACGGCGGCGGCAGGGGGGACGGCGGCGGCCCGCGGCGAGGAGCGGCGGUGGGGUCCUGUCCCGGGGGCGGGCGGUGAGGCUGCCGCUGGUGCUGACCGCGCUCUUCGCUCUCUGCCGCCUGCCCCACUGCGCCGCCGAGCUCGGGCUGACCUUGUUGCCCGGCAGCGUGAGGCAGGAGGCGCUGCUGGCGACGGGCAUCGUGGAGGUGGCCAACAGCGCCCUUAACCCCUUCGCCUGCCUGCUGCUCCACAGCCGCCUGCGCCGGGGGCUCUGCGGCACCGGCACCAGCAAGGUCGCCGCCGCCGGGGUCUGCUGCCCCGGCAGCGGCGGACAAGGGCGGCGCUGGGCAACGCUCCGCCGGCCGCUGCGUCUCCGCGCCGGUACAAGUACCACCGGUACCCGCAGCUACCCUGGCACCUCGGGCGUCCCGGGCACUCCCGGUAGCCGCGGCAUCUCGGGCAUCCCCGGCAGCAGCUGCUCGCCUAGUACACCUGCCACUCCCGGCACCCGCAGCACCCCAGGCAUCCGCGAUACCAGCGGCAACCUGGGCACCUCCUGCAUCCCGGAUACCCCCGGCUGCGCCCGCAUGCCUGGCACCCGUAGCAUCCCCAGUACGCCGAGCAGUGCCGACACCUCAGGCAGCCCCGUUCCCAGGGGCUCUCCUCCAGGGACAGGGCUGGGAAGCGUUUAA
Molecule: messenger RNA, 2283 nt
Organism: Pogoniulus pusillus (Red-fronted tinkerbird)
Lineage: Eukaryota; Metazoa; Chordata; Aves; Piciformes; Lybiidae
Gene: GPR150
Product: G protein-coupled receptor 150
Exons: 2
Coding region: 829-2283 (484 amino acids)
Biological process (GO): neuropeptide signaling pathway
Cellular component (GO): plasma membrane
Molecular function (GO): G protein-coupled peptide receptor activity
Source: RefSeq, a predicted model, not a curated record